Molecule: messenger RNA, 7262 nt
Organism: Monascus purpureus
Lineage: Eukaryota; Fungi; Ascomycota; Eurotiomycetes; Eurotiales; Aspergillaceae
Source: the annotation of a GenBank genome assembly
AUGAUCCCUGAUCCGAACGCGCUUCCACGGUCAAGCUCCCCCGCGAAUUCCGAAAGCUCUACGCGGUCGUGGCUAGUACGAGGGAAGGAAGAAACGUUCAAGAAAAACAAGAAUUACCGUCGUUAUGCGUCCAGCGUUGAACGAGCACUCUCCUUGUUCGACAGCGAAUUGCAAGAAUGGGCUGAUUAUAUCUCCUUCCUUAGCCGUCUUCUGAAGGCGCUCCAGUCCCAUCCGCCGGACCUGCCCAUGGUCCCUCGCAAAGUCACCGUGUCCAAGAGAUUAGCGCAAUGUUUGAAUCCCUCGCUCCCGUCAGGUGUUCAUCAGAAGGCCCUUGAAGUCUAUUCGUAUAUAUUCGGGUUGAUUAAGCCAGAAGGAUUGUCGCAAGACCUGCCUUUGUACCUACCCGGUAUCGCUCCUGUUCUCACAUUUGGUUCACUUUCAGUUCGUCCGCUAUUUCUAUCUUUGAUAGAAACGCACAUAUCAUGCUUGGAACCAGGGGUUAUUCGUCCGGCUUUGAAAGCUAUUCUUUUGGCUCUACUGCCCGGGCUCGAAGAAGAAACAAGCGACGAUUUUGAGCCGACUUUACGGCUUGUCAAUAAAUUCCGCAAUGUUGCGAGCCAGAUGACCACGGGGAAAACCAGCGAAGUUGACGGUAAAGCUCAAUAUUUUUGGCAAUCCUUGUUUCUCGCAUCCAUCACUGCUCCCAGCAGACGACUCGGCGUCCUAGCAUACUUGAACCGGUAUCUCCCAAAAUUGGGUAUUGCAGACCGAAGAGGGAGCGCACCAGAUGUGAACAGCCCGCAAGAACUCCCGCAGGACAUGAUGGCUGCGGCAAACUCGGUGAUCUCGCCGGAGCCUGGGUUGCUUAUUCGUUGCUUUGCGUCAGGACUUGCAGACGAGAAUCUUCUUGUCCAAAGGAACUUCCUUGAUCUACUGGUGACUCAUCUACCCCUCAACUCUCCAAUUCUGCAGUCCAGAAUAACAGAGGACGAUCUCGAGAGACUAGCUGCUGCUGCUGUGGGAGUAGUCAUCCGUAGAGAUAUGAGUUUGAAUAGGAGGCUAUGGGCAUGGCUUUUAGGUCCUGAACCAACAAGCGAACCCACAGAUGGGACUUCUAACGACUCUCCAUAUUCCAAGAACCAUAGUUCUGCGGUUUUUGAUAACCGAGAUCUUUCGCAGUCCCAGUAUUUUAGUCGGCAUGGCUUGAAACCUCUUGUCAACAGUCUUCUCAAAAUGAUUGAAAAGAACUCCAGACUACCCCCUGAGAGGGCGAGGCCUUUUCGGAUAUCCCUUUCCUUAAUGGACCGAUGGGAGGUAGGCGGCUUCAUAGUGCCUGCGGUCUUUCUCCCCAUCAUACGAAGCGUCCAGAAAUUUGAAAAUACAGCUUCCUCUAGAAGCCAGUUUGACGAAGUUUUCCGCAGCGCCAGCGCCUUUUUCGAUGGGGUUGAAAGUGGAGUUAUAUUCUCCGAGCUGCUUAAUCUGGUGGACUGGAGACCCGAAAAGAUUGAAACUGACAUUGACAAAAUAUCACUCGAUCUGGAGCUUGCUCACUUUAUCCUAGAAAAUUUCAAUGUCCACGAAGAAGAUAUGCUCCUCGUCCAUGUCCCUUUGCUACUCUUAUCGGCCCUUGUGAAGAUGAGAGAGCUAUUUGCGACGAGAGAAGGCUCCCCAAAAAUGCUUUCGAACAGAGAAGUUGCUUUGAAAGCGCUGGUGAAAGUGAUAAAUUCGUUGCUUGAGCUGCUCAUCGAAAGAGCCUUUACAAGGAAAGCAACUCCUGAAAAGAAGGAUGCGAACGGCCCUUCAGCUGUCGAAAUCGAAAAGGCCGACAUCCUCAGGAAAGUUCAUGAUUUCUAUGACCAAAGCAAGAGCAGUCUCGACCUUCCCUCACCUCCCUUCGCUCCAAAACUCAUGAGUGAAUUAAUCCUCCGGGAAUCUUAUGAACUUGUCAUAUUAGCGGUUGAAAGUCUCGACGACGCUUUUUUGUUUCAAGAACAGAUCUCUCUCCUCAUUUCUCUGCUGAAAAAGCUACCCAAGUCACACAUAUUUCGAGAUAGACGUUUUUACUCGGCCAUUCUCACACCUCUGCAAAUGGGCUUAGCCAGACCAUCCUCGGCUUUCUUCUCCGUCAUUUCUUCAAUAACCUCCGCAGUAACAAGUCUCUACUUUAUCCUGAAACCCGGCUACUAUAUCAGUUAUGAAGAUAUAUCUGAGUUGAUUCCCGCUCUUGUUGGCUACUUCUGGCAAUUUCUGUCACCAUUGAGUCCAAAAUUCCACGUUGAAGCCGUUCGAUGUUUAUGGCUCCUGCAUUCGGUGACACACCUUGAUCACCUCGUUGAGGCUUCUAUAACAUCUUUGAUGGUCCAAUCGCCAGGUAGCGGCUCAUUUCAUUCUUCGUCACGCAAUCAAGCUGAAAGAUUCUAUGUUCUGUGGAACCAUAGCCAUAAUGGCAGUUAUGAACCUCCCCGGAAGCAGGAUAAUGAUUCCACUAGCCAGUUCGCUUAUUACUCCUCAAUGCUUGAGCGACCACUUUUCAUCGUGCUCGAUCUACUUUCUCAAGCGCCGAACGAGUCCUCUCAUAAUGUUCAGAGGUGGCUGCACGAUCUUUCAUCUAUUCCGAAGUUACUACGUAUUGUAAUUAGCAGGCUCGAUCUUCUCUUUCUGCAGGUGGACCGCAGCGAGGCGGCUAAUGAGGAUCUCUCCAUAUCCCCCGAUGAUUUCAAGGAAUGUAACUAUCUACUGCAGACAAUGUCUAAUGUCCUAUCCUCACUCUCCCACAAUGGCUGGAUUACGCUCCUUACCCACUCCUUCUUACCUAUUGAGAGGCUUCAUGAUGAGUCAGCGUCGAAAGAUGUCAGUGACGCGAAAAGCCUUCAUUUGACGAUUUUUGAAAUUUCGCUUGCGAUCAUUAGGAGCAGAAACUCGAGUGCAACACAGAUGAGCACCGAGGAGGAAAGACUGCAAUGCACCUCACUCUUUGUCUUACGCCAGCUUCUUCUUGGCCCUGAAGCUGACGGACUUAUCGAAUCCGGACUUGAUUCGUUGCUUAUAGAUCGGCUAUCACUUGCCCUAGACGAAGGCAGCGCUGUGGUACAAGGAGCAACUAUAGACACACUUCUUGCAGCAUUGAAAGUUCGAUUUGCUCGGACUUUUCUUCCACCACCGGCUUCCAAGCAGAAACAUAAAAGAAUGGUUUCUCGUGAUCGCUUAACAAGUGCCUCAUUGCUGUCUUUGACUAGUGACAAGGGAGAGAAAAGACCGCCAACUCCCCCGUUGCCCCAACCCCCUCCACAGCUUCUAGACUGCCUGCUUAAGGGUAUCAGCUCCCCAAAGUCUCGUGAAAUUGUGGAUAAAUGGGUUCUAUUGCUUUGUGACGUGCUCCCUCUUUACCAAGGAAGUGUGUUUCAGAUUCUUCUAAUGCUGGUGGAAUGCUUUUGUAAGGAGAUACAGCUUUCUUACACAAGACUUAAAAAGGCAUUCCAACAGACGGAGAACUGGCCCGAGGACCGAUCCGAGCAUGUUACUAUUGCGCUCCUUGCAGGCCUGGAAACCUGUAUCGCAAAUGCUCAUGAACGUCUAUUAUCGGAAGAGGGAAAUAUCCCAUUCGCUAAAAGUCCAGAUCAGCCGCAUGGAUUUUUCGGCAAUAUGGUGUCAGGAGUGUUUACGUCUGAAGGAAGCCAGACCCGCUCUACAGUCGGGAAUAAUAGACUCACAGUUCUGCUUUGUUUCCAAGACGCCGUUCGUAUUUGUUUCUCUAUAUGGUCCUGGGGUGCGACUGAACAGAACGGCCCGCCUGAGGAUGCAGAUUCGUUGGCAUCCUUCCAAUAUACCUCGCUGCGUAUGAGAAACCGGUCGCGCCGAAUCUUAGAACACCUUUUCACUGCAGAAGCCCUCGAGUGUCUUGAGACGCUAGUGGAAAUGUGGACUAGAUCAGAUGCGAAGGUCUCGGCUCUGAUUUUUAACUUACUUCACACCCUGGAUGGAUCUCGGCCAAAAAUAACGAUUCCGGCCGUGUUCAAUGCCAUUUAUACCCGGACGAACCCAAGUGCGCUUGAUCCAAGCCGCAAAUCCGCCAUGGCCUCCGAUAUCACAGAAUCCGAGCUGGCGGGCUUCUUGGUGACCUAUGCGAGGUCUCUGGACGAUGACGUUCUGGAUGAGAUUUGGACAGACUGUACAACAUUUUUACGCGAUGUCCUCAGUAACCCUUUUCCACAUCGACACAUUCUUCCGCGCUUGGUCGAAUUUGCCGCAAUUCUCGGUGCGAAGAUGGAAAAUACUAACUUUGGUGAGGAUCGGCGGAUGAGAAGGGAGCUCGGAGAUGUAUUACUACGUCUUCUCACGGCUAUAUUUACCAGCAAGCCCUUGGGACUAUCCCAGGACCCGGGACUUCUGGGCAGGCCCCUGGUAGAAAAUGAGAGGUCUUAUGUGUCGCAUGCCGGCCCAGAUGACAUGCUUAGCAUACUUGCAAACUCGCUUCCUGCGUUCAUUACCACUCUUGGUGAAACUGAUCGUAUCAGUACAGCUGUCACCAGUAUUUCCGCCAAUGUGAUAGCGCCAGUAUUCCGUUCGAGACUUUUUCCAAACAAUGUGAAUCGGACCGUUUUGGUUUUGCUACAGCAGAUGGCGAAAAUUCCAGCAGCUGCUAGGUCGUGGAAGAAAGAUGUCGCAGAUGCUUUCAACGAUGCACGUUUUUUCGGCACCCACAUUGACCUUGUGAAGAAUGGCUGGACGGACAUUUUACGGCAAUGGGUUCUUGUUGACAAGGACCGACUGCCUGACUUGAUGUCUCGUCUUCCACCUCCCAGUGCUGCAGGAAUAAUGUUCGGAGUAGGAGCAUCAGCUGCCCGUCUGGAUACUGACCGCAAGGCCCAGCUCAAUCUUCGGCGGAUUUCUCUGCUUCUUUUGGCUGCAAACGAUGAUUAUUUUGUGGGAGGGCUCUCAGGCCUUCUCCAGAAGCUAGAGGAUCUCCUUGCAGCUACAGGAUCGUCAUCGCCAUCGUCCGCUACGAGAGCAGAGAUUUUUAUGGUUCUUCGAGCGCUAGUACUCCGGAGUUCGACAGCAGCCCUGGCUCCGUUCUGGCCGUUAAUCAAUACAGAACUUCAGGAAGCCAUCUCUUCUGUGCACCAAGGGAGACAUUCGGACCUAUACAACCCAUACUCGCUACUGCAGGCCUGCAAGCUUCUUGAUACACUCCUUGUCCUUGCACCUGAUGACUUUCAGCUUCUAGAAUGGCUCUUUGUUACUGAUACUAUCGAUGCGGUUUAUCCACCAGAUCGCUGGGGGUCUGUGGCCCUUGCGGAUGAAGUGUCACAAAACCUGGGAUCUCGAGGUAUAGCAUCCCCCACGGUACCAGGGGAGAACCACGAAGUUAAUAACGCUGUGAGACGACCCUGGCUGGUAUCAGACUGGAUCCAGGAGACGGCAAAGGAUGAGAUCGUGGAGCGGGUGCUUCGACCAUUCUUCGACCGGCUCAGUAUCCAUGCCUUUGAGAGUACGUAUAGCAUGGCCAGUCCGGAUUUGGAAGCUUGCCGGGAUGACUUGCUGGCAGAUCUGUUCAACGAGAGCACAAUGGUUAACUAGACAUGCCACUGCCACUGAUGUAUAUAUAUAGCUCCUUUGUGUAAUAUGUGUCACUGCAUAAAAUGGAAAUUCGAGAACCACAUUGACUUUCCCAUCUGGAUGUCAUGGGCUACGCCCAGGCAUAUGGCAACUCAGGUCCAACGCCUGAGCACCCUGCUUGCCCUGUUUGUAUCAUUUGUUCUGUCUGUUACUGGCAUACCGUUGUCUCUCCUUCUUCCUCCCAAGGAAUCCUUCGUGUAUCUAGUACGAAAAUGAAUUUUAUAUUCGAACCUUUACACUCAUCUUCCAAAAACAGGAUUUGGGCCACCCUUUUCCAAUCCUCUUCCAAUGCAGGAGUCUACCUUCCUAGGCGUUCCUCUGUUUUCUGAAGAGAGUAUGAUUGGGUGCACAAAUUGGCAGUACCUUGUGUUCACUGCUGUUUGUCUGGGGGAGGCUCAUUGGGAUAUCUCCAAUUUCUGUUUUGAUUCUGUUGUAGCUCUUUGAGCUACGCCUUGUUGACCUGCCUGUACUAUAGCUCUACCUGCAGUCUGCCUGUCUGCGUGUUCAAUCCAAUAAAUAUCUGUUUCUGAAUCCGUUUCUUGGCCGUCCUGAACCCGUACCCUGAAAUUUUGACCCUCAGGUGGCUAUUAAUGAGCUCACAUUUGUUCCUCAGGUUCAUCUGUAAGUUCAGCCUCAAUUUUAGCCCUCAUCUGAGCAAUCUCUCUCUCUGUGAGAUUGCUGAUAAUCUCUAUCACAUUAGCAUGCCCAUCUGCACUGCUAGUUUUCGCAUAGAAUGACAAAGCCUUGGCAUAUUCUGGUUCAUUCACCCUGUAUUCCAACGCAUCUUCUUCGAUGACAUUGAGCACAGUCAUAUUACUUGAGCCUUUGACAAUGCCAUUUUCCACAUCUCCACUAAUAUGAUAGCGUACCCACACAGCAUCAUCAAACCUUCCAUCACGUAUGGCGUCAAUGUACAUGCUAGCCCAGGACUCAACUACCUGCAUUCCACCAUUCCUGUUGAGGGCUUUUUGGAUAGGGAGAUCGAGGAAUAACUGCUCCACUGGUUUUGUUUCUGAGAUAUUUGCACUCUAGCUUUAAUCAUAUAUUAGCCUGAGACUUUGCAAACAGUAAAAGUCGAAAGUUGAAUUGAAAUCAAAAUCACCUUUGGCUUUCUUGGUUAAGGGGGAUUAGAUGGAUUGGGUGGAGUAUGGAUAUAGAGGCAGCUAUGUCUUUACCCUUCUGGUUUGUGUGCGGCAAUCCUGAUCUUUCAGCACAAGGGGAAAUCAGCAGAGUGUCAGGACCCUCGCUACGUAUACUGAUGGAGGUGUAUAUGCUUGGUAACUAGCCAGCUAGCCCUCAGCUGGUGGGGUGCUAAGGAGGCCAUUUUCAGCGCCCUUGUGAAACUCAAUAGGAGCAAAUGGUGUUGCAGAUGAUGAAAGCCACAAUGCUGCCUGAGGAUUGUGUUGGUGGUACGUGAGCGAAAAGUGUGGGAGCGUGGCAGAUGAUGGUUGCUGAAAAGCCGCUGUUUUUCGCGUCACGUGUGGCCAAAAAAGGCAGCGGAAUAGCAAAACGAAAUUCUAUGGUAGAAUUUCGUUGAUAUAUGUGUAUUAUAUCAGAUAUGUCCCUUGUGUGUAGCAGUGCUAUUUCUAGGCUACAUUCUGCUGUAGAGAUGAUUGAAGUUACAUGCAAAAUAUAUCUAGUGUGUU